This is a messenger RNA of Cryphonectria parasitica EP155, 1410 nucleotides long. RefSeq lists its product as uncharacterized. Bases 41 to 1240 code for a protein of 399 amino acids. The record is from RefSeq and is a predicted model, not a curated record. NCBI's taxonomy places the organism in Eukaryota, Fungi, Ascomycota, Sordariomycetes, Diaporthales, Cryphonectriaceae. The transcript has a single exon.
CGUCUCGGUCGUCUGUAUCUACUUCUUUCGGCUGUACGUCAUGCGCACGACGCUCGCAAAUAUUCCAAAGCACUAUAUCCCGAUCGAGAAGGGCGAGGUGCGCAAGAGCGUCCGAAAGAUGAUCGUCGCAGGUCUGAGCAGGAGCGCCGCGAUCGCCUACGAGAGCAAGCCGCGGGUUGGGGGCGCGAGACUGGCCACAGCGGAUACGCAGGAAGAGAGGGUGGAUGGCGAUGGGGAGAAAAAUCCUGAUAUGCAGGGACGGGCGAGGACGUUCAAGAUCUUUAGGAUGAAGAAGGCGCCUACUGCAGAGGAGAGGAUGGGCAUCACCUUGCCGCCACAUAAGGCUGUGUGGGGCGAGAUUGAACAUUACGGAUGGGCGUCGCCAAACUCUCCGGAUCUGCCGAAUCUACAGUACAGCACCGUUAUCUCAGAGCUGCCGAAUCUGAUCGAGGCUAAGGCCCUGACUCUGGCACCUCUGGCUCCCGAGUCGGAGCCUGCACAGCCUGUUUUGGAUCCGGAGGCCAUCGCUUUGCUGCAGAGGCCCGAAAACUUGCCUCUGCGGCAGUACCUGGCGCAAUUAGCGGAGCUGGGCGUUUUAGCACCCUCACGAGCGACGGCAGAUUUUUUGUCGUCUUACGACUACGCGCGGUACUCAACACGGCCCAUCUCGAACACUCGGUUCCGAGAACUGAUGCACCUCUUCGCCGAGAUCUUGCGCACCAUGGAACCGCUCGACCCAGAGACGCUGCGGGCUCUCAACGGCGCAAAUGACGACGUUGUGUCGUCUGAGAGCGACAUCGACAACGAUGCACCCCGCGAGAGCCCCAGCACGCCACGCAGCCGGAUCAGUCAACCCUCUCUUCGCCGCCAGCAGAGCAACGCCUCACACGCUACGGCCUCCACAUCUAGCAGCUCGCCUAGCGGCGCUUCACAGAUCCGCCGACGGCCGGACAUGACUGUCCGGCACUCCUCGCAGGGCACCUGGGCGGGGACGUAUCGCACCGCUCCGACGACGCCCAAGAGCAGGAGGACGGCAGUGUCGCCAGUGUCUGUAUCGAACUCGAGCCUGAACAGUUUCGCCCAGACACGCCACCCUUACGUAGCUGGUGGUAUCUCGGGGUCGAGCUCGAGCGCAAGCCUCCGUUCUGCAGGCUCGGGCGGCUCCAUCAUCCGUCUCAGCGAGGCGGUCGGGGCGGGUGAGCUCCCCUAUGUUCUUACGCUCGCCGAGACGGGGCAGUGAGGACGAUCGAUUGCCCGUGGGCAGGUGUUUACUACUUUACGAAUUUAAUGACUAGUUGCAUAGCUCGGCGUCGGUGGGUUUCUUUUUCUCCAAGGUUUUGUUUUUUGUACAAAUGAAAGGUCAUGGUAUUGUAUAAUGCUAGAUAGCAGAUAUUCUAUGUGGUUCCCAGC